Paramecium pentaurelia is the source of this 532-nucleotide messenger RNA. The record is from the annotation of a GenBank genome assembly. NCBI's taxonomy places the organism in Eukaryota, Ciliophora, Oligohymenophorea, Peniculida, Parameciidae.
AUGGAUUAUCAAUAAUUUGUUGAGAAAAAUAACAUUUUACAAGAUGAAUAGAUUUAUCACUUUAAUUAAGAUGAAUAAAAUGAUUUCAUAGAUUAGAAACCAUGGGAUAGUUCACCUAAUUAUUUUAAGAAAUGCAAAAUUUCUAUUGCUUCUGUAAUUAAGAUGUUGAUUCAUGCAUGUCUUGGAAGUAUUUGAAUAAUAAAUUAAAUAUAGAGAAUAAUGAAGUUAUGGGUUUAAUGUAAGGUAGAUGUGAUAAAGAAACAUUUAUUAUUUAUGAUGUAAUUUACUUAAAUGCAGAAGCAAGUGAAGUGAAUGUUACACUAAGUAGAUAUAAUUAUUAUUAAAUUAUUAGCUCCUGAAGCUAUGGGUGAAUAUGUAUAAAUGAUUGAAAUGUUAGAAACUGUUGGAAGAGUACAUCCAACUGUAGGAUGGUACCAUUCUCAUCCAAGUUAUGGAUGUUGGCUAAGUGGUACUGAUGUACAAAAUCAAAGAAUCUAAUAAAUGGGUUAUGGUGCAUUUGUUGCUGUUGUGA